Messenger RNA from Myzus persicae (green peach aphid), 2049 nucleotides. Its product is annotated as zinc finger BED domain-containing protein 4-like. Lineage: Eukaryota; Metazoa; Arthropoda; Insecta; Hemiptera; Aphididae. Bases 91 to 2010 code for a protein of 639 amino acids. Gene Ontology annotation, molecular function: protein dimerization activity; DNA binding. The record is from RefSeq and is a predicted model, not a curated record. The transcript is spliced from 8 exons.
GUAAUAAAUAAUACUGAUUAAAUAGCAAAUACAAUUUUUAUAUUUAAUCAAUGUUUGCUACUUGCACCUUGCCAGUUAAAUCCAUUAAAUAUGGGUAAAAUAAGUAAAGUGUGGCAACAUUUUGUCAGAGUCAGUAAGCUCACAGCCAAAUGUAAAGCGUGUGGUAAAAUUUGCUCAACUUCUGGGAACACAUCCAAUCUGCAUGCACAUUUAAAAUACAUCCACAGUUUUAGUUUUGGCACUCAGCAAGGAGUUAAAGAUAAUAGUGCACCAGUUCCUAAUUCAAAUAUAGUAAGUUUAAGAACAGAUACAAUUAGUGGUAUAAGUGAUACUGAAAUUGAAGAUUCUGUCGAUUCUGAUACUAAUUCAUAUGAACAUCCUGUUCCAAUUAAAAGACGUUAUCAACCUACGAUCCAGCAUCAUUUUCAAUAUAUGUCAUCAAUGGGAGCUGAAGGAAACAAAAGUUCUGAAAUAACAGAAGCAUUACUGUAUUUCAUAUGCAAAGACAGUGCACCAUUUUCUACUGUUGACGGAAGUGGUUUUAGAUAUUUUAUGAAAGUAGCUUGUCCAUUAUAUAAAAUACCUGCCAGAAACACUGUGAAGAAUAAAUUAGAUGACAAAUAUAACUACUUAAGUGGAAAGUUUAAAAAUAUGCUAAAAGAUAAAAACAAUUUUACUCUUACAUCAGAUAUCUGGACUGACAUAAAAAUGAAAAGUUACAUCGGUAUUACUAUACAUUUUUUACAAGGCACAAAAUUUAUAUCUGGUACGUUAGGUGUAUAUGAACUCGACCAAGCUCAUACAGCAAUAAAUAUCAGUCAGUCAUUUGAAAAUAUUUUAAUAGAAUGGGAAAUAACUAAGGAUCAGAUAAUUGCAAUAGUUACUGAUAAUGGGGCCAACAUUAAAAAAGCAGCGUCUGAUACUUUUACUAGCGACAAAUUGAUACCAUGUUUUGCCCAUACCAUCAACCUGAUUGCUAAUAGUUCUAUUGAAAAAUGUCCAGAUUUAGGCCAAUUAAUUGAAAAAGUAAGGAGUAUUGUUAAGUUUAUCAAAAACAGUGUAAACAUAAAUGAUGAGUUACGAAAAUAUCAAAAAAAUGAUGGUAUACCAGAUGGUAAAAUCUUAAAACUUAUAUUGGACGUCAAAACCCGGUGGAACACCAUUUAUUAUAUGUUGGAAAGGUUUAUAGAACUAUUUAGAAUAGUGUCUUCUAUCCUAUUAGAAAAAUCAAAUGCACCAGAUUUUAUAACCACCAGAGAACUAAAUAUAUUAAAAGAAAUUAAAAACUUACUACAUCCAUUGGAAGAUUUAACAAAAAAAAUUUCAGGAGAGAAAUUUGUUAUAAUAAGCACAAUUUUACCACUUAUCAAUUGUGUACAUAAUGCAGUUAAUCGUGUUCAGCCAACGACGACUAUUGGUACUGAGCUUCAAAAACUCAUUCAAGCUGAGCUGAAACUGCGUUUUACAAACCUGGAAUUAUUUAAUGAUUUUCCUUUAGCUACAUUAUUAGAUCCAAGGUUUAAAAACCUACACUUUAAAGAUCCAGUAAAGUGUCAAAAAGCUAUACAAAGGAUCAAAAGUAUUUUAGUUGAAAAAGAAAAUGAAAACAUUCAAUCUAAUGAAAUUACUGAUGUAAUAAGUAGAGAUGAUCAGACACCAUCAGAAACAUUUGAUUUAUGGUCCUUUCACACUUCAGUGGCAACAGCACAAGUAGUAAAUAGAACAGCUCCUAUUUACCAAGAGCUGUAUGAUUAUUUGGCAAAGCCAGUUGUUGAGAUAACUGCAGAGCCAUUAAAUGUUUGGGAAAUUAUGAAAACGAUGUAUCCCAAUCUAUAUGAAAUUGCUCGACAGAAACUGAGUAUUGUUGCCAAAUCAGUGACUUCUGAGAGGCUUUUUUCUAAAACAGGGAAUAUUAUUUCAAAAAAACGAAAUAGAUUAACUGGAAAAAGGCUUUCGAAAUUAGUAUUUAUGAGCUCUUUAAGCGAGGAAGACUGGUUCCAAACUGAUUAAUAGUGAAUAUUUUGUUGCUAUAAAUGAUCAGUUUUUGGU